GCCUACCAAAUGGGUCCUGAAUGUAUUAUACCAUUUAUAUAGUUUGAUGAUUUGUUUUUUGAUAAUUAAAAACCCACAAAAUUAAUUUGAUUUUGAUUUUAGUGCAAAACCAUCCAAACUGAACCAUAAACGGCCUGCCAGUGUACCCGGUAUAGUCAGUACCAAUUAUAUAUAUUCCCCUUUUUCUCUAUAAAUUCAAAUCCCAAGUCCAUGAUAGUCACAAACCCCUCCGAUUUUACGCAUUCCCGCCAUUUCCUCUCCCUCACUACCAUUUGCUCUCACUGAAAUUUCGCUUCUGCAUUUACUCGCUUUCCUGCUUAACCCUACGUACUAUAGAUUCCACAAAUGGAGGCGUCGUUUGCACAUGAUCGAGAUGGUAACGAGCAAUCGCAGAUAAGAUCAUCUAUACCUGAAUUGGCAGAAGAGGAAGAGUCCAUGGUUUAUAUGGCAUGUGUUAUGCACGGACACAGGAUUGGAGUUUCCUAUUACGAUGCCAGUGCACGCCAACUCCAUGUGCUGGAAAUCUAUGAAGAUGGAAGUCAUGAUUUUUCCUUGGUUGAUAUGGUUAAAUAUCAGGCUAAACCUGGAACAAUCUAUACCAGUACUAAAAGUGAGGAAUCAUUUUUGGCAGCCUUACAGAGAAGUGAUGGUACAAGUGAUGCUCCUUCUGUAAAGCUUGUGAAAAGUUCAUUAUUUAGCCAUGAGCAAGCAUGGCAUAGAUUGAUGUACCUUCAAGUGACAGGGAUGGAUGAUGGUUUGAACAUAAAAGAGAGAACUGCUUUUCUAAGUUCUAUGAUGGACGUCAGCAGUGAUGUUCAAGUUCGUGCAAGUGGGGGCCUGUUAGCUGUGCUGGAAAAUGAGCGGAUCAUAGACACCCUUGAACUAAAUGAAUGUGGGAGUGCAUCAGUUGCAAUUGACUGCAUUUGCGAGAUUUCUCUUGACAAAUUUCUCAAAGUUGAUUCAGCUGCUCAUGAAGCAUUACAAAUAUUCCAAAUAGACAAGCAUCCGAGCCAUAUGGGAAUAGGCAGAGCAAAAGAAGGGUUCUCUGUAUUUGGGAUGAUGAAUAAGUGUGUAACCCCAAUGGGUAGACGUCUCUUGAGGAACUGGUUUCUGAGGCCUAUAUUGGAUCUUGAUAACCUGAAUCGGCGUCUUGAUACUAUAUCUUUCUUCCUGUCCGCUGAAGAAGUUUCGGUCUCUUUACGUGAAACACUGAAGUCUGUAAAAGAUAUUCCCCGCAUUCUCAAGAAAUUCAACUCUCCAAGUUCUAUAUCUACAAGUGCAGACUGGUCAGCUUUUCUGAAGAGUGUGUGCGCUCUCCUGCAUAUAAGCAAAAUAUUUGAAGUUGGCAUUUCUGGAUCUCUGCUAGAAGAGUUGACGUCUUUGGACCUGGAUAUUAUUGAGAGGGCUGGAUUUUUCAUUUCAGUUGAUCUAGCCUAUGUCUGUGAAUUGGUAAUUGGUGUCAUUGAUGUUGAUCGAAGUAAAGAGAAGGGUUAUGAGACAAUAGUAAAAGAGGGUUUCUGUGAUGAGCUGGAUGAACUGAGGCAGAUAUAUGAGGGAUUGCCAGAAUUUCUGGAAGAGGUUUUGGCGUUGGAACUUGCACGACUUCCUUGCAUGUAUGAAGACAAGGGGCUUCCUUCUAUCAUUUACUUACAUCAGAUAGGUUACCUAAUGUGCAUUUUCAAUGAAAAACUCGGUGAAGAAAUGCUAGAGACUCUUCAGGACUAUGAGUUUGCGUUUGCUGAUGAGGAGGGAGAACAUAGGAGGUUCUUUUAUCAUACUGCAAAGACAAAAGAAAUGGAUAACCUUCUUGGAGAUAUAUAUCAUAAAAUCCUGGAUAUGGAGAGAGCUAUAACAAGAGACCUAGUGUCUCAUAUUCUUCAGUUCUCAGUGCAUGUGCACAAGGCUGUUAGUUUUGCAGCUGAGCUUGACUGCAUUUUAGCAUUAGCCUUGGUUGCACAUCAAAAUAACUAUGUAAGGCCAAAUUUGACUGCAGAAGAUUUGCUUGAUAUAAGGAGUGGAAGACAUGUUUUGCAGGAGAUGACUGUAGACACAUUUAUUCCCAACGACACAAAUAUUACUCUUGAAGGAAGAAUUAAUAUCAUCACAGGCCCUAAUUAUUCGGGAAAAAGUAUCUAUAUCAAGCAGGUUGCCUUGAUAGUUUUCCUUUCCCACAUUGGAAGUUAUGUACCAGCAGAUGCUGCCACAGUGGGUCUAACUGACAGGAUAUUUUGUGCCAUGGGGAGUAAAUUUAUGACUGCAGAGCAGUCAACAUUUAUGAUUGAUCUUCAUCAAGUGGGAAUCAUGUUAAGGCAUGCAAGUCCUCGGUCCUUGUGCUUAAUGGAUGAAUUUGGUAAAGGCACCCUCACAGAAGAUGGUAUCGGUCUCCUUGGUGGAACCAUAAAUCACUUUGUAUCAUGCUAUGACCCUCCAAAGGUCCUGGUUUGUACUCAUUUGACGGAGAUAUUUGAUAGUGGUUGUUUACUGGAGUCAGACAGAAUCAAGUGUUACACUAUGAGUGUGCUAAGCCCAGAUAAAGGUUGUGCCAAUGUUGAAGACAUUGUAUUUCUCUAUAGGUUGGUCCCUGGACGUGCACUCCUUAGCUAUGGACUCUUUUAUUCUACAGGGUUGCAUUGUGCCCAGCUUGCUGGAUUACCUGAGGAAGUUCUAACCCGAGCAGCAUUAAUAUUGGAUACUCUCAAGAAUGACAACCAAGUUGAGAGACUUGUCAGUGAGGAUAUAGUAGCUCAGGAUCAGCAGUACAAGGAUGCAGUGGAGAAGUUGCUAGCUUUAGAUGCUCAAAAAGGUGAUCUGCUCCAUUUCUUUGAAGAGAUCUUUGCUAACCAAUCCUAAAAGGGAGGGGGUAUCAUACUCUUUUUUGACAUUCAGUUGUGAAUUGGAUAUAUUUUAUCAUACUCUUUUGACAUUCAGUUGUGAAUUGGAUAUAUUUUAUCAAUAAUGCAACUAUAUCCGUGAGAUUUCCGGGAUUUA
Molecule: messenger RNA, 2988 nt
Organism: Solanum lycopersicum (tomato)
Lineage: Eukaryota; Viridiplantae; Streptophyta; Magnoliopsida; Solanales; Solanaceae
Source: RefSeq, a predicted model, not a curated record